AUGAAGAGGAGGCGCAUCGACGAGGAGGGGGAAGGGGUGGACAAGUCCGGAGGAUUGGCACCCGACGCCGAUAGUGACCGUGACGUUGGCACAGCGUGGCUUCUCGACGACCCGAACCUGCUGGAGCUCAUCCUCGACCACUGCCUCCCCAUCCAGCCUUCCAACGAAGUGGACCACCCGCUGCGGGCGGUCAACAGGGCCACGAGGCGAGCGUGGCGCGCGCACCCGAUCAGUCUGCCCUUCCACGUCUACAACACUCUCAGCGAGGCCACGCCCAAGCCAGCGUCCCAGCUUCCACUCGACCACAGGGCACGUCUGUCCUUGAAGCUUGUGGAAAUGCUGGAGCACGCCAUGGCCAACUUCAAAAGCGAGGCCGAAGAAGAACACCAGCAACGCCAGGCCAACAUCGCGACCGAGCAGAAUCGCCUCCAGCUUCUGGCGCGCGUCGAUGCGUGGGUCGCCGAGAUGAGGGAUAAGGAGUUGAUGAAGAGGGAUGGCGGCACGCUGUCCCCCGACGAGGAACGGGAGCUGCUUAGGCUGGGCGAAGAGGCCAGAGCGAUCGUCAGCCGCGCCACAGACAUUGUGAUGAACUGUCUGCACCACUACAACGGCGACACGUACUGCUGGCGCAAGGAGACGGUUUCCUUUGUGAUCGGAGAUGCUGAGUUCCUGCAGACAUUCAAUCAGGAGGUUGAUGGGGCAUGUGAAGAUGAUGAGCUUGAGAUUCCAGAGGAGCUUGAAGAGCUGAGGGAGCAGUGGGGCACCACUCUGGAUCCCCAGACCCUGCACAAGCUCUUUAGGUUCCUGCUCACCCGGCAGGUCUCGCAGCAUGAGUAUACAUUUGCAGAGACCUAUGAUUGA
Molecule: messenger RNA, 861 nt
Organism: Acanthamoeba castellanii str. Neff
Lineage: Eukaryota; Discosea; Longamoebia; Acanthamoebidae
Exons: 7
Coding region: 1-861 (286 amino acids)
Source: RefSeq, a predicted model, not a curated record